Scaptodrosophila lebanonensis is the source of this 1873-nucleotide messenger RNA. RefSeq names its product carbonic anhydrase 1 (gene CAH13). The coding region runs from base 195 to 1661 and encodes 488 amino acids. NCBI's taxonomy places the organism in Eukaryota, Metazoa, Arthropoda, Insecta, Diptera, Drosophilidae. The record is from RefSeq and is a predicted model, not a curated record. The transcript has a single exon. Gene Ontology annotation, molecular function: carbonate dehydratase activity; zinc ion binding. Gene Ontology annotation, cellular component: cytoplasm.
AACACUAAAAACGGCAGCGUUAGUAACAGAAGCAAAAAAACACGAAAAAACGUUCCGUAAAUCAAAUUGAGAAGACGAAUAAUCUUCUCUCGCUUUAACCAUUUUCGCACAACACAUCCGCAUUCGGUACAGUAUCCGUUUCCGUUUUCGCUUGCAUUACUUGGCCUUUCGAUGUUCUGUGCCCAGACGUCAUCAUGUUUACCACCACCAUUGGCACUUUGGUAAGUUCCCUAGUGCAGUGCUUAUGGCUCCUGUGCUGCCACGCCUGGUCACAUCCGCUGCUGUCAACGGGCGUCUGCGUUCUGGUGGCCUUGAUAUGCCAAAACAACGUAAAAGUGCGCCAGCUGCGCCUCAGCCAGCUCUAUGAGCGCUUAUGCACUGCAUUGCCUUGGAAUCGCAGCACUCGCUCUAUCUAUGGCUACAACUUUUCACUGGGUCCGCAUACUUGGAACUGUCGGCCAGCCGUCUAUCAGAGUCCUGUGAACAUCGAUGAGCGCUUAGUUCAGAAGCUGGCUAUACGUGAGCUUCUCAACUGGAACCACUACGAUGACCUUCCUGAGAGCAUUGUGCUGGAAAAUACUGGAAAUACACUCGUGCUACGUGCCCAAUUUCGAGGCAAUGCACCCACUAUCAGUGGAGCUGAUCUGCUCGCUAGCUACACCUUCGUUGAGUUGCGUUUUCACUGGGGCUGGUGUAACAGCGAGGGUUCCGAACACACUCUCAACCAUAAGAAGUUCCCGCUUGAGAUGCAGGUGAUGCAUCGCGCGGGAGCUGGGGUUCCGCGCGCUUGCACUUCCAGCUAUGAUCUGUUAAUGAUUGCCUACAUUUUUGAGCUGUCCGCGCAUAAUCCCUUUUUGGACCCACUAAUUCAAAAUUUAAAGCUGGUGCAAGUACCCAACAAAAAAGUCAGAAUUGCCCCAUUUCCACUCUCCUAUCUCAUCUAUGCAUUUCGCACCGGAUUUUAUAGCUAUGGUGGCUCAUUGACGGAACCACCCUGCUAUCAGGGCACUGAAUGGUUCGUUUUUCCCGAAUCUCUGGCUAUCAGCGACUUCCAGCUGCGCCACUUCCGCCAGCUUCUGAGUGCCGAUAGAGUCACGCCGAUUACGCGCAACUCGCGUCCUGUCCAACAACUUGGCAGCCGUGUAAUUAAUCUCAACUAUUUUUGUCCAUAUAAUAGUGCUCAGUUGGCGCGCCUACGAAGCGAAUUGUGCGAUCAACAGGAGGAAGGUGAAGCUACCACAGAAGCAGUGGCCUAUGAAGAAGAGGGACAACUGGUGGAGACCCUCGACACAACCACCAUCAUCACAACCAGCUCCAACACAAGCAUUUGUGCAACAACCCUAAAGCGCUCAGAUGCCGAUACAGAUGGGCAUAGCAACAAAAAUGGACAACCGCAUGGCAUUGUCAUCAUCAGCAGCAGCCACAACAGCAUCGGAGGCAGCGGCAGCUGCAACAAUACUGGUCCCGACAGUUUCAACAACAGCCCCAGCAGCAAUAACAUUGGCGUCUGUUGCAACAACAAUAAACGCUCCUGCUGCGGCCCCCUUCUGGAGCAGACCGAGGAAAUACCAUUAAGCAUUACCCCGAACACUGACUGCGACGCUAUGUGCGGCGUAGGUGACGGCGUCGGCGUUGGCGUCAGAAUUGAACUAAUUGAAUAGUGGCCAGUGGUCGCAAUAUUCUGACUAGCUGAUGGAAUUUCUGGCUAGUCAUUGUUUUUAAAUUUGUUUUACUUCCGCCAUGGCCAAUGCAUGGAGCGAUAGAAUGAAAAUGAAUUUUCUCAUUUUCAGUGGCACUGAGCUAGCCAUUUUUUGAACCGCGGAUUAAACAAGUUGUGUUAUAUUUUUUGAAGCAUUAUAAGCAUUGCCUUUUA